CUUACCUCUUCGGUUAGGUUAUCGUCGCCUUUAUCUUCGAACUCUUAUCCUUUCCACGCGAAUUCAACAUCACCUGGCUGCGAUAAUUUCUUGGAAAUUUCCUUUUGCCCUCUGGUUUCUGAAUCUGUUAGUGUUAUACAAUGAGCCGAUCACAAGAGCCGCCCCACCGGCUAUUCUUUCCUUUCGGGAACCCUUUCCGUGCAAGAACACCCAAGGGUUCAAAAUUGUCUUCCAAACUUGUUUUUCUGCUAGCCACUUUUGAGGAUUCCUUGGCAGAGGGGCUGAUAAAGCUGACUCCAAAAUCGGAGAAUGACAUACUUAGCUUCUCAUGGAUGGCAUUAGCAGUGAAGCUGCUUUGCGAAACUCACAAAGAUGUAAAAACACUUAUAGAAGAGCUUGAGCUCCCUGUGUCUGACUGGGAUGAGAAAUGGCUAGAUGAGUACCUGGACAUCAGUUUGAAAUUACUUGAUAUAUGCAAUGAUUUUAGCUCUGAGCUCUCACAGUUGAAUCAGGGUCAUCUGGUACUUCGGUGUGCUUUGCACAAUCUGGCGUCUACAUCUUUGAACCAGUUUGUUCAUGCUCGUUCCUCGUUAGAUGGAUGGAAUCAACAUAUUAGUAACAGAACCUCCAGAGUUAAGAGCCAUUCUCCUAUUUUGGACCGUCUUAAGGAAUCGCUUGAUCUUCCGAAAGUUCAGAAGAACUCAGCUAAAGGCAAGGUUUUGAUACAUGUAAUGUAUGGAGUGAAGGUGGUGACUCUGUUUAUUUGCAGUGUUUUAGCUUCUGCUUUCACGGGUUCAUCCGUAAGUUUGUUAUCCAUCAAUAUUCCGGAUACAUAUAGAUGGGCUCAAGCUUUUACUGAAUUACAGAAAAAUGUAAAUUCCAGUGGAAGAUCUACUGUAUUGAGAGAGCGUGAUGCAGUGGAUGAGAGUGUUAAAAAAUUGCAUUCCAUGAUUCAAGGAAAUGUGGAUGGCGGCAUGAAAUUAGAAGAAUUCCAGAAUCUGGUUGUAGAUUUGGGGAGGGAGGCAGAAAAGCUUACACAAGGUGUUGAUCAUCUUACUAAACAAGUGGAUGAGUUUUUUCACGUUGUUUUAUCUGGACGAGAUGCAUUGCUUUCAAAUCUUAGAGAAAGUGAGACGGUACUUGAUCAGGGAUCGGGGGAGCUGCGUACAAGGCAACUGUGACGGAGUUCGAGCUUGUUCCUUUAUAUAAAAGGGUUAAACUGGUUAUUUUCUUAUCUUUUAAUUUGCUGAUGUACAAUAUCUUGCUUGCUUUUCAUAGUAUAGCUUGUGCAGUAAUGCGUUAUGUUAUUGUACCGUUACCGUGGUUUGAUCGUGUAAUGUUGUUCUGUGGAAUGAGAAAGAAAUGGAAAAGUAUAUCGGUUUUAAGUAAAA
Molecule: messenger RNA, 1391 nt
Organism: Cucurbita moschata (crookneck pumpkin)
Lineage: Eukaryota; Viridiplantae; Streptophyta; Magnoliopsida; Cucurbitales; Cucurbitaceae
Product: protein BPS1, chloroplastic-like
Exons: 2
Coding region: 141-1181 (346 amino acids)
Biological process (GO): shoot system development; root development
Source: RefSeq, a predicted model, not a curated record